GUCGCUUCGCUCCAGUCCAGCGGGAGGCGCUUAAAACAUCCGUUUGUUUGACAAAUUAAACCUCAGAGGAAGAAGUUCAGUUUCAUCGCGCUCUCUGUUGUUCUGUCGGUAUGACAUGUUUAAAAAAAAAAAAUACUGUUUUUGAAUCAGUUCAGUAAAUACCUGUAAUAUUCUCUUCUUCAUAUUCGCGACUGAGUCUUGAAGCGAGCAGGAAUAUCUGGAGGAGUUUAUCAUCUGAACUGAGAUCUGCUGCUGUGAAGAUGGAGUUUGUGAAAGAGGAGAGAGAAGAGAACACGAGUGAACCAGAAACCAGCACAAUAAAACAAGAGGAAACAGAAAUAAAACACGAGGAACCAGAAAUAAAACACAAGGAACCAGAAACCUGGAGAAUAAAACACGAGGAACCAGAAACCUGGAGAAUAAAACACGAGGAACCAGAAACUUUCACAAUAAAACACGAGGAAGCAGAAAUAAAACACGAGGAACCAGAAACCUGCACAAUAAAACACGAGGAAGCAGAAACUUUGAGAAUAAAACACGAGGAACAAGGAGAAUUCAUUGAAGAAAAAGAGGAAAAUGAAGAAUCCGGUGAAGUUGAGAAGAAAAAUCAUGUCCAAACUGGUGGAAAACCUUUGAUUUGCUUUCAAACUAAACAGAAAGAUUUAAAGAAAAAAAGAGUUAAGAAAUCUUUCACCUGCACUCAGUGUGAAAAGAGUUUCAAAUGUAAAUCAAAUCUUAAUCGUCACAUGACAGUUCAUACUGGAGAGAAACCAUUCACUUGCGAUCAGUGCGGGAAGAGUUUCACACAAUCAUCAAACCUUAAGAAUCACAUGAACAUCCACACUGGAGAGAAGCAGCACGCAUGUGAUCAAUGCGGUAAAAUGUUUUUAUGGGCUUCACUUCUGAAGAAACAUUUGAAAGUUCAUGCAAAGGAGAAGCCACAUCCAUGUAAUUUGUGUGGUAAGAGUUUUUUGCGUCUUCAAAGUUUGAAAAAACAUCAGAAAAUACAUAAUGGUGUGAGAGAGUACAUGUGCUUUGGGUGUGAAAAGACUUUUAGUUCAGUGAGCAGUUUAAAACUGCAUGAGAGGAUCCACACUGGAGAGAAACCGUACAAGUGUUCACAUUGUGACAAGAGAUUCAGUGAUUCAUCAACUCUGAAAAAACAUGAGAGGAUCCACACUGGAGAGAAACCUUACAAGUGUUCACACUGUGACUGGAGAUUCAGUCGUUCAUCAAGUCUGAAAAAACAUGAGAGGAUCCACACUGGAGAGAAACCUUACAAGUGUUCACAUUGUAACAAGAGAUUUAGUCAGUCAGAAAAUCUGAAAACACAUGAGAGGAUCCACACUGGAAAGAAACCUUACAAGUGUUCACAUUGUGACAAGAGAUUUAGUCAGUCAGAAAAUCUGAAAACACAUGAGAGGAUCCACACUGGAGAGAAACCUUACAAGUGUUCACACUGUGACAAGAGAUUCAGUCGUUCAUCAAGUCUAAAAACACAUGAGAGGAUCCACACUGGAGAGAAACCUUACAAGUGUUCACACUGUGACAAGAGAUUCAGUCGGUUAACGCAUCUGAAAACACAUGAGAGGAUUCACACUGGAGAGAAACCGUAUAAGUGUUCACACUGUGACAAGAGAUUCAAUAAUUUAUUAAGUCUGAAAAGACAUGAGAGGAUUCACACUGGAGAGAAACCUUACAAGUGUUCACACUGUGACAAGAGAUUCAUUCAGUCAGUAGAUCUGAAAACACAUGAGAGGAUUCACACUGGAGAGAAACCGUAUAAGUGUUCAUACUGUGAAAAGAGAUUCAAUAAUUUAUUAAGUCUGAAAAGACAUGAGAUGAUCCACACUGGAGAGAAACCUUAUAAGUGUCCACACUGUGACAAGAGAUUCAGUCAAGCUGGAGAUCUAAAAACACACGAGAGGAUCCACACUGGAGAGAAACCUUACAAGUGUUCACAUUGUGACAAGAGAUUCAGUGGUUCAUCGAGUCUGAAAACACAUCAGAGGAUUCACGCUGGAGAAAAACCUUACAAGUGUUCACACUGUGACAAGAGAUUCAGUGGUUCAUCGAGUCUGAAAACACAUGAGAGGAUUCACACUGGAGAGAAACCUUACAAGUGUUCACACUGUGACAAGAGUUUCAAUAAUAUAUCAAAUCUGAAAACACACAAGAGGAUUCACACUGGAGAGAAACCUUACAAGUGUUCACACUGUGACAAGAGUUUCAAUAAUAUAUCAAAUCUGAAAACACACGAGAGGAUUCACACUGGAGAGAAACCUUAUAGGUGUUUACACUGUGACAAGAUAUUCAAUAAUUUAUCAAGUCUGAAAACCCAUGAGAGGAUUCACCCUGGAGAGUAAGCACAUCACUGCAAUGUACGUGGGAAGCGUUCCAUUGAGUCAUCUGUUAUACACAGUCAUACAAAAACUAAUCACAGUAAGGCCCCUUACACGCGGAGACAUAUUUAGCUGUAUAUGUAAAUAUUUUGUAUGGUAUAUGUGUUUCGUCCAGACGGAUCCAGCAUUCAGGGGAGUGAAAAUGCUAUUUUUU
This is a messenger RNA of Carassius carassius (crucian carp), 2556 nucleotides long. RefSeq names its product zinc finger protein 271-like. The transcript is spliced from 2 exons. Gene Ontology annotation, biological process: regulation of transcription by RNA polymerase II. The coding region runs from base 261 to 2366 and encodes 701 amino acids. NCBI's taxonomy places the organism in Eukaryota, Metazoa, Chordata, Actinopteri, Cypriniformes, Cyprinidae. Gene Ontology annotation, molecular function: DNA-binding transcription factor activity, RNA polymerase II-specific; RNA polymerase II cis-regulatory region sequence-specific DNA binding. Gene Ontology annotation, cellular component: transcription regulator complex; PcG protein complex. The record is from RefSeq and is a predicted model, not a curated record.